Mesocricetus auratus (golden hamster) is the source of this 1211-nucleotide messenger RNA. RefSeq names its product geminin DNA replication inhibitor (gene Gmnn). Gene Ontology annotation, cellular component: nucleus. The transcript is spliced from 7 exons. NCBI's taxonomy places the organism in Eukaryota, Metazoa, Chordata, Mammalia, Rodentia, Cricetidae. The record is from RefSeq and is a predicted model, not a curated record. The coding region runs from base 373 to 993 and encodes 206 amino acids. Gene Ontology annotation, biological process: negative regulation of cell cycle; negative regulation of DNA replication.
GGAAGGUGUGUGACCGCUGAGUCUCAGGGACAGCGUGACUGGGGCCUGAGCUGGCUACCUCCGGCCAGCUCACAGGCAGCUGCAAAUGCUGCUCCUGGGACAAGGGCAUUGAGCCCUGCGUCUCCUAUUCCAGGGAUGCCGGUGUAGGUGACAGCGGGUUCUCCUCGGACCCUGUCCUAUGCUCCCAAUUAAUGAAUGAUAACAGGAUCUUGGGCCAUUUUGGGAAACAUUGCCCAAGCUUGGGCGUGGUAGCGCUCAAUCUCCAGCACUCAGGAGGCUGAAGCCGGAGGUUCAGGAGUUCUAGGCCAACUUUGCCUAUUUAGCCUUCUCAACAGAAAAGAAGAAACACAUCUAGAUUCCUUCGACUGAGAAAUGAAUUCCAGUAUGAAGCAGAAACAGGAAGGAGCUGGAGAGAAUGUAAAGAACAGUCCUGUCCCAAGGAGAACGCUGAAGAUGAUUCAGCCUUCUGCAGCUGGAUCUCUUGUUGGCAGAGAAAAUGAGUCGCCAAAAGGCUUGUCCAAAAGGAAGCUUUGGAAUGACCAGUUAACAUCUAAGACUUCAAGUUCUGGUCCAGAUGCCAGUGAAAAUAAAGAUGUUGGAGAUAUCACCCAGGAAGCAUUUGAUCUUAUGAUUAAAGAAAACCCAUCUUCUCAGUACUGGAAAGAAGUGGCAGAAAAACGGAGGAAAGCUCUCUAUGAAGCACUUAAAGAAAACGAGAAACUUCAUAAAGAAAUUGAACAGAAGGACAGUGAAAUUGCCCGCCUGAAAAAGGAGAAUAAAGAGUUGGCAGAAGUAGCAGAACAUGUACAGUACAUGGCAGAGGUAAUUGAGAGGCUGAGUCAUGAACCUCUGGAUAGCUUCGAAUCACCGGAUAGUCAGGAAUUUGAUUCCGAAUUGGAAACUGUUGAGGAUUCUGAAGUGGAAGACUCAGAGACUGGCACAUGCAUUGAAGAGACUGUGUCUUCCUCCACCGAUGCCAAACCAUGUACAUGAAUGUGAGGUACAUCGCCAGCUUUGCCCUGCCCUAUAGCUCCUGGUAAAUUAACUACAAGAUCCAAGUGCUGGAAUCCAGGUUUGAAUCCUGGGGGCUAUUACCACAUUAAAAUACAGAGAGUAUGUAUUUUUAAUCUGUUUUAUGUAAAUAGCAUUUUCAUUUUCUCAGUGUCAGAUGUGACUUGUGUAUAUUAAAUAAACUUCAAUUUCUUAUUGAA